CCUCUCUAUAUAAAUUGCGUUUCGUCUUAAUUUAUCGGCUUCUCUUUCUCUCUCUGUCACUCGAAGCCUGUACCAAGCAUUUUAUCUUUAACGUCGAAACCCUAAUUCGCAACUGCUUCGGGUUUUGGGCGUAUUGCAUAGUUAGUCCAUGGCAGAGGAGGAAGUUGCAGCUGCCUCGGUCAGUCCUGCAUCGUUGGAUCAUAAACGGAAGCUCGAAGAGCUGGAACCCGAAGCUCCGGAACAGGCCGAGCUGAACUCCGACGAACAGGCCAAUUCAAAUGCCGAGCACGACGCACCUGAUGGCGAGGCAUCCGAAGAAACGGAACUGAAGCGGCCGCGGCUUGAUGACAAACCUGAUGUUUCAGUUGUGGCAGUAAGUGAAAACGGGCACCUAGAAGAGAAGGUAGAUGAACCUGUGAAGGAUAUUGAAGAGGUGUCGGCCUUGGAAGGUGGCCUAGAGGAAACUCAACCUCAAUCGGAGGAAGGUACUCGAAAUGAAACUGAUAAGCAGCAUCCAUCUACGGACAGUCAUCAGCUGUCUGGUCAAAAUGCAAAUGGAGCUCAGGAAACCUCGAAAGAUGAAACUGAAGCACCCUCUUCAGAGGACCAGCAGCAGCAGGAGGGAGAGGAGGCUUCUGCUGAACCCCAUCAACUUACAUCUGUUGAUGAGCAACAACUUUCAUCUGAUAACGAAACAAUUACACGCAGAAUGGAGGUCCCUAAUAACAAGGUUGGGGUUCUUAUUGGAAAAGCUGGGGACACUAUAAGGUACCUUCAAUACAAUUCAGGAGCAAAAAUUCAGAUUACUAGAGAUGCGGAUGCUGAUCCAUAUGCUGCAACAAGGCCUGUGGAGGUCAUUGGUACUUUGGACAACAUAAACAAGGCUGAGAAGCUUAUCAAUGCGGUCAUUGCAGAGGCUGAUGCAGGGGGUUCUCCUUCCCUUGUGGCAAGAGGCCUUGCUAAUUCACAGGCCGCUUCAGCCCCAGAGCAAAUUCAGAUACAAGUUCCUAAUGAGAAGGUUGGUUUAAUCAUCGGCAGAGGAGGGGAGACCAUUAAAGGUCUCCAGACAAGAUCAGGAGCACGCAUCCAGUUGAUACCCCAACAUCUUCCAGAAGGUGAUGAGUCCAAGGAAAGAACUGUACGAGUGACUGGUGAUAAAAGGCAAAUUGAAAUUGCUAGAGAAAUGAUAAAGGAUGUCAUGAAUCAGACUGUGAGGCCAUCUUCUCUCUCAAGUGGUUUUAAUCAACAGGGCUAUCGGCCUCGUGGACCUCCUGGACCACAGUGGGGUCCUCGAGGUCAUAUGGCCCACCCAUCCUCGUUUGAUUAUCAGCAACGAGGGCCAUAUUCAUCUCACAACCCACAGUAUCCAACUCAAUAUGGUGGUUAUCCUCAACAAAUGGGUCCAAGAGGUGGUUUUAAUUCUGGCUGGGAGCAAAGGCCUCCCCCUGGCUUGCAGGGGCACGGGCAUAAUGGCGGUUAUGAUUACUACAGUGGACAAAAAGGCCAUUUAUCAGAUUCUGCACACACUGCUUCCAUUUCUCUACAUGCUCCUGGCCCAUCUCCAAAUGCUGCAAUCGGGCCACCUUUAUCACAAGCAAACUACAAUUAUGGACAGCCUCAGGGCCCAGAUUAUGGGCAACAGGCACCUUAUUCUCAGUCAGCACACUCCCAACAGAACUAUGGUCAUGGCUAUGACGAUCAUGCUCCAGCACAGCAUCCCUAUGGUAGUUCUCAGCCACUGUAUCCUCAAAGUGGUGCUCCAGCAGGUUAUGGUCAGCAACAGCAGUAUGGUAAACCAUCUUAUGGGGUGCAAUCCCAGGGUCCACCUCCCCAAUCUUAUGGUCCUCCUAGGCCUAGUCAGCCCGGUGAUGUGCCUUUUCAAGGUACAGCUUCUGCGCAAUCGUACGGUCAGAGUGUGCCACCUCAACAGCCAUAUCCAUAUGCUUCAAGUGGGCAGGCAUAUCCUGCUUACGGCUCUGCCCCUCCUGCUGCUGCUGAUGGGUACAGCCAGCCACCACCUGCGUCUGCCUCAGGCUAUCCACAGCAAGGAGGCCAACUGGCUGCAAGUUAUGGCCAGUCUGGUUCGCAGCAAACUGGCUAUGCACAGGUGGCUCCUACUGCAGCGUAUGGGCAGUACCCUUCUGCUCAGCAAGGUUAUCCUGAGCAGUCUGCUCCAAAUUCUGCUGGUUAUGGGUAUCAAGGUCACCAAGAUCCUGGAUAUGGGACUGCUGCACCUGCAUCAACUUAUGGCACACCAAAUGCACAAGGGGGUUAUGGUGCUCAACCUGCUCAGGCCCAGCAAGCUUAUGAUCAAUCAGUCCAACAGUCUGGUGCUUAUGGUGUCCAACCAAGCACUUCAGUUACUUAUGGUAAAACAGUAUCACCUCAGCCUGGUUAUGCUCAAUAUGAUUCGACUCAGAUGUAUGCAGCACCUCAUUAAUUAUAAAUGGUUUUAGUUCAUAUUCUGUCGAGUUAGGUUUGAGAUAAUUAAUCAAAUUUUAAACCAAUGUUUUGUUGUAGGUUUAUCUGACAAUUCACAAACCGACUCCUGCACUGUAAUGUUUGAAAUUAAUUAUGAAAAUUCAAGAUUAGCUUUUAUAAA
This is a messenger RNA of Cannabis sativa, 2602 nucleotides long. RefSeq lists its product as uncharacterized. Gene Ontology annotation, biological process: regulation of gene expression. The record is from RefSeq and is a predicted model, not a curated record. Bases 149 to 2440 code for a protein of 763 amino acids. The transcript has 7 exons. Lineage: Eukaryota; Viridiplantae; Streptophyta; Magnoliopsida; Rosales; Cannabaceae. Gene Ontology annotation, molecular function: mRNA binding. Gene Ontology annotation, cellular component: cytoplasm.